AUGUCUCCAUCGUUUCAGUCUGAACCACCCAAGACUACACACUACCGUGUGUCAUUCCCCGAACCCCAUAUCAUGUUAGUCACCAUAGAUCGUGAGAAACAACGAAACUCCCUACCCUCCUACGCGCACUGGGAAGCACAUGAGCUCUUCACCUGGUUCGACCAUGAGCCAUCUUUACUUGUCGCCGUUGUCACCGGGGCCGGGAACAAGGCCUUCUGUGCAGGGCAGGACCUCCAAGAACAAAACAAAAAACGAGGGAAUGAGAAAACGGCAUCUCAAAAGGCUCUACUUACCCAUCCCCCGACAGGGUUCAUGGGACUAAGUCAGAGGAAAGGUGUGAAGCCCGUCCUGGCAGCCGUGAAUGGGUUUGCUUUGGGUGGAGGGUUUGAAAUUUGUCUCAAUUGUGACGUGGUCGUUGCAUCCUCAACGGCAGAGUUUGGGCUUCCAGAGGCUCAGGUCGGCUUGUUUGCGGCAGCUGGCGGUUUGCCCCGGUUGGUUCGAACAUGUGGUAUGCAAGUAGCCACGGAGCUCGCUUUGACGUGCAGAAGGAUCUCUGCGCAGGAAGCUCUGAGUCUACGAUUGAUUAAUAGGAUCUCUAAGACUCCUGAGUCACUUGUAGAAGAGUGCCUGGCGAUUGCAUCCCGGAUUGUGCAGUUGUCUCCCGACGCGAUCUUGGCGACGCGACAGGGGCUCAGGGCAGCUUGGGACAAUCCAAGUGUACAGCAUGCAACAUCGCAAAUCCGUGAGAUGUAUGCUGAUCGGGUGGUUAAAGGGGAGAAUUUUAAAAUUGGCGUGGAGGCAUUUGUAAAGAAGACUAAGCCACAAUGGGUGAUGCCUAAGAUUUAA
Molecule: messenger RNA, 846 nt
Organism: Aspergillus oryzae RIB40
Lineage: Eukaryota; Fungi; Ascomycota; Eurotiomycetes; Eurotiales; Aspergillaceae
Exons: 2
Coding region: 1-846 (281 amino acids)
Biological process (GO): fatty acid beta-oxidation
Cellular component (GO): mitochondrion
Molecular function (GO): enoyl-CoA hydratase activity
Source: RefSeq, a predicted model, not a curated record